AACGGGAAGCUGAAAAAAAAAAAAUCCUGUCAACUAAAGUGCACGUAAGCUUCUGCUCCGCAUUUUCUCGUCUUCUCCGAGCUGACCGCGGCGAGAAAAACGAUUCCGAGCAUCGUCGCCGCUGUACAAAUCAAAAUGGGCUGCUUCUUCUCGAAGAAAUCCAAACGGAAGUCGGAUAAAGAGGACCUGACGCCGACCACGACGACCGUGGAAACUACGACGACAAGCAACGCGGUUCCCCUUGGCAACAACACCGACGAGGCUCCGAAGCAGUACAGCUGGGACAAGAGGGAGAAGGUCGAUCCCAAAGACUACAUGCUGACGGGGCUCAAAGACGUCACGGUGGGCCGUCUCCCUGGGAAACUGAACGGACAGCAGUUCGUGAUCCAGGAGUGCGAGAACUGCAACAUCUACGUGUUUGACCACUCGGCGACCAUCACCAUCGACGACUGCGUCAACUGCCGCAUCGUCCUCGGGCCCAUCAAGGGCAGCGUGUUUUUCAGAGACUGCAAGGACAUCAAGUGCGUGGUGGCCUGUCAGCAGUUCCGCACGCGGGAUUGUAAAAAGAUGGAGGUGUUCCUGUGCUGUGCCACCCAGCCCAUCAUCGAGUCGUCCACGGGCAUGAAGUUUGGCUGCUUUCAGUAUUACUAUCCGGAGCUGGCCUUCCACUUCAAGGACGCCGGGCUCAGCAUAUUCAACAACAACUGGAGCAACAUCCACGACUUCACGCCGGUGUCCGGCGAGAACAACUGGAGCUUGUUGCCAGAGGCCUCAGCGGUUCAGGAUGCUGUGCCAGCCCCAGACGCUGAGUCCGAGUUCAAGUCGGUGCGGAUCUCCAGUGACCCGACACGCAGCAUUGUGCCUCUGACAAAGGGAGGGAGGCGUAAGGACAGCGAAGAGUCCUGCCUCUUUGUCUUCUUCGCCGGAGAGUACACCACUGCAAAUGCCCGCAAACUGAUCGACGAGGCAACUGCUAAAGGUUUUGUGCUGGUGCAGACUAAGGAAGUCUCGAUGCACCCUGAAGAUGUGAAGAGGGUUUUCCAGAACAGUGCGGAGGAUCUGGUGGAGGCGGUCACCAGAGGCCCUGUGAUCGCCCUGGAGCUGAAUGGUGACGGAGUUGUGGAAGCCUGUAAGAACAUCGGCAAUGACAUAUUCAGUGGCACCAAGGUUUUUGUCUCUGAUAACAAAAAUACAUCCUCUCGAGAUGUGGACAGCUUCUUCAACUUUGCCGACAUGCAGAUGGGCUUGUGAAUGAUUGAACAUCGACACAAACUGCUCGUCAGUUACUGAAUCCUUUUUUUUCUAAACCACCCGCCGCCCAGCUCGGGUUGGAUCGUUUGCCUAUUUUCAUCCCCCAUAAAAUGGGUUGAAAUGGAAACUAUUAAGGACUAGCUUCACCCCAACCCCCUAUCAUCCAAAAAUAUUUGCUGUAAACAACUUAACAUCCAUUAGUUGCUAUGAUUGCUGUGAAUAUUUAUAUUUCUAUGAAUGUAUUUGAUAAUCCUGUCGCUUUUUAUCGAUUGUGAAUGUAGUUCUUGGCUGUACGUGUAAUUCAUUUUAAUUUAAAGCUUUGUUUGUCAUCACUGUCUGAAACCGUCGUCGCUGUGGGGAAAAAAACACGAGCACAAGGAUGCCUGAGGGAAAAUAUUUUUUAUUUAUAUAUCGUAUUUUUUAUUUCCUGUACGGAUUUAUUUGUGCAUGUGAUUUAGAUAGUGGACUUUUUCUUUGUUUACGAUUUGUACAUUUGAAACACGCUGUGUAGGUGAUACCAACAUCUUGUUGACAUCUGUUAGGCCAAAGCUGAAUUGUGAAAAGGUCGAGUGGGUCUCGCAUACGGUUUGAUUGGUGUGUAAAACACUUGUAACGAUGCUGGGUUUUAAUGUAGGCAAUUCAUGUGAUCAGUUUAAAAAUAUAUAAAUAUAUAUAUUUUGUAAUUUUUGUUUUAUACUGAAUGUUUUUGUAUAGAAUUUUUUUUUGUUUCCAUUAUCAUUUUAAGUAAAGGUUUAUUAUGUGUGACAUAAA
Messenger RNA from Scophthalmus maximus (turbot), 2022 nucleotides. RefSeq names its product RP2 activator of ARL3 GTPase (gene rp2). Gene Ontology annotation, biological process: post-Golgi vesicle-mediated transport. Gene Ontology annotation, cellular component: cilium; periciliary membrane compartment. The record is from RefSeq and is a predicted model, not a curated record. Gene Ontology annotation, molecular function: GTPase activator activity. Bases 136 to 1251 code for a protein of 371 amino acids. The transcript has 5 exons. Lineage: Eukaryota; Metazoa; Chordata; Actinopteri; Pleuronectiformes; Scophthalmidae.